Molecule: messenger RNA, 1344 nt
Organism: Aspergillus aculeatinus CBS 121060
Lineage: Eukaryota; Fungi; Ascomycota; Eurotiomycetes; Eurotiales; Aspergillaceae
Product: kinase-like protein
Exons: 7
Coding region: 1-1125 (374 amino acids)
Biological process (GO): protein phosphorylation; spliceosomal complex assembly; regulation of mRNA processing
Molecular function (GO): ATP binding; protein kinase activity
Source: RefSeq, a predicted model, not a curated record
AUGACCAUCAUUCAGCUAGAGUCACUCCCUACAUUACGCGCUUGCUCACGAUUAAACUAUCCACUUCUCGACGCAACCAAGAAGCUCGAGGAAGAGACACUGCCAUGGUACUCUCCGGAUGAGUUCUAUUCGGUGAAAAUAGGCGAGGUAUUUCAAUCAAGGUAUCAGGUGAUUGGUAAAUUGGGCUACGGUGGAUAUUCAACCGUGUGGCUGUGCAGAGACCUACAGAUGCAUGAUUAUAUCACCUUGAAGGUCUUCGAGCGCAAUUCGGCAGAAGGCCAAAGAGAGGUAGAGACCUAUCGUCACUUGAACACACUCGGCACAACAGAUCAUGCUGGUGCUAAGCUUAUCCGCAAAGCGCUGGAUAGCUUCCAGAUUACUUCUGAAGAGGGCAAUUUUGAAUGUCUUGUUCAUCUCACCCUGGGAAUAUGUCUCUAUGACUUCCGCGCUCAGCUCAGAGCCAAGGUACUCCCCGAAAGUAUAGUCAAGUUGACCCUAAUACAUCUCCUGCUUGCCCUUGAUUACCUUCACACAGACGCUGGAAUCGUCCAUACAGAUAUGAAUAUUCAAGAAGAGAACGUCAUGAUGGCUAUCGGAGACCCUGCGAUCUUAGCCGAUUUUGAAGAAGAGGAGAAGUCUAGUCCUAGCCCGCGGAAGUCCGUCGGCGAUCGAGUCAUCUAUGCUUCUCGAAAGCUCAGGAAGACUAAGCAACAAGGUCGUCCUACGCUGGCUCCCGAGGUGAUACUGCGAAUGCCUUGGAACGAAAAGGUUGAUAUUUGGAAUGCCGGAUUGCUGACGUGGGAUCUCUUCGAACAAGGACAUUUGUUCCACGGGCGUGAUUCGGACAAGAAAAGCUCUGAUGCCCAUCACAUCGCUGAAAAAAUUGCUGUCAUGGGGCUACCACCAAAAGAAAUGACGCAGAAUAGUGUCUAUGCGACCGAGUUCUUCGAUGACGAAGGGAACUGGAAGGGAGCAAUCGAAAUCCCUUCUAGAUCGUUAGAAACGCUCGAAGGAAAUUUGGAAAGUGAACCACGGCUACUUUUCCUCCGGUCUUGCGCAAGAUGCUCCAAUGGAAGCCCGAGGCGAGGUUUUCGGCAAGAGAGCUCUUGGAAGACCCUUGGUUAAGGUCACCUUAAUGACCAGAUUUGCUUGGAGGGUGAAGUAGAAACGACACCGUAAUCUGAGUCUCGGUUGUGCUAGGCAUAGAGCACAUGGGAUUGUCUCGAGUCUUGCACUGUCAAGUAAUUAUUUCCACUCUACAAGCGUGAAAUAUGAUGGUCCAAAUAUGCAUAAUGAUCGAGAUCACCAAACCAGCUGGUUAUUUGCCUGUCUUACCUGUACUGG